GCCACUCUGCACUUUGUGGACACGCUCAUUUUCGCGGGCCUCCUCUACAAUGCAGGUACGUGGCCAGAACUCACGGAAGCUCAGCACGCGCACAUUCAGCACCUGAUCAUCAACAAAUAUCGUCAGGUUUUGAGGGCCCCUCAGAAGGACUCUGAAGCGGACCCCGACAG
This is a messenger RNA of Prorocentrum cordatum, 170 nucleotides long. NCBI's taxonomy places the organism in Eukaryota, Dinophyceae, Prorocentrales, Prorocentraceae. The record is from the annotation of a GenBank genome assembly.